UACAAGCUAUAGGCUAGGUUAAGUUUAUGCUGGUUUAUGUUUCACGGAUAAUAACAUCUUUGUGUAUGAAAUUCUGCCGAUAUGUUUUAUUUAUUUCUUCUAUUGUUGAUAUUGAUUGUAGACUAUCAAGUAUCUUGCCUGAAUUCGUUUCUUUACAUGAGUAUUCACAACAGCGGCUUUCACAGAGAAAUUCAUUACACACUGAAAUUUGGUGGACUAGGCAAGCUGUCCUGCGAGUUGCUUCUGUUGCAAAAUCUCCCAUCUGCUGUGUAUGUUGAUACGGAUCAAUUGACAAACAUGAAAAAAUUUAAAAAAAUCAACAGCUACGUCCCAUUGUACGUUGAUGUUGAAAACCCCACGAGCAAAUCAAGUCCCUUCUCGAUAUAUAUUUUCGAGAAUUCGCGAAAAGAGGUUAACAUUACUCUUCCCAUUCAUUUCCGGUACCACGAUCCUUCUGAAAAGAAAUUUGAGCGUAUUCAAAUUGAAAGUCCGUCACUUUUCGUUCAAUGUCGUGGAAGCAACAGUAGAAGCUCAUUGAAGUUUAAAGGAACCUCCCGGCAUCCAUGCUCAAGCAGUUCUCAGAUCUACGAUUACGACAAACUUAGUCAAGCCGAGCACUGUGAUUGGCAGGAGUUGGAGUUUAGUAAUAUUCCUACUAUCAUCAGUGUCCUUAUUCCAGUGGGAAAUAGCACAUCGUACAAGUUUGUCUUACCGGCUACGAUAUUAAUCAGCUGGAUUGGUAGUAUGUAUCUUAUUUACAUUAUCAUUAAAUCAGGUAAGCGCGUUAACAAAAAGCUUUUAUAAUAAAAAAAACUUUUAUAAAG
This is a messenger RNA of Malaya genurostris, 824 nucleotides long. It is a transcript of the gene PIG-X, whose product is annotated as phosphatidylinositol-glycan biosynthesis class X protein. Gene Ontology annotation, biological process: GPI anchor biosynthetic process. The record is from RefSeq and is a predicted model, not a curated record. NCBI's taxonomy places the organism in Eukaryota, Metazoa, Arthropoda, Insecta, Diptera, Culicidae. Bases 82 to 804 code for a protein of 240 amino acids. Gene Ontology annotation, cellular component: endoplasmic reticulum membrane. The transcript is spliced from 5 exons.